ACAUUCAUCCCCGUGUGUCGGGAAUGGUACAACCCGGAAGUAGUGUUUUUUUCAACCAGGAACUAAAAUGAAUACGCGGGAAACUUGACUGCGGUUGCAUUAGCUAGCACACAACUCGAACCAAACUUUGAACUCCAAAAUGAGUACCAGAAAGGGAAGAGGAGCCAAGGCAGCACCUGUUCCACCAAAUGACAACAAGAAAGGGUUGUCUCUUGAAUCCCCCGACCUGUCUGCCAUCGAUAGAGAAAUUUUUUUUGAAGGACUCCAGCAAAACAACAGUAACCCUCUUCAUAGUACUGCCAUUGAGGAAGAUUUGAAACUACCAAAAGAAGGCCAUACGCAGAAAGGGAAAGCAAGGACAAAAGAGUUGACACAGAAUGUGAAAGAUGUUGUGAAAACCAGACCCAUUAAAUCAAGAACAAACAAACAAACCCCUCAAGGUUUUCCUGUUCUUAAACAGCCGAUUGGGAAGAAACCUGGCAAGAAGAGUGUCCAACUCACGUCUGCAGCCAGGCAUUUGAAUGAUCAGCAAAUGAAGACCACACAGAAGAGAAAGACUGUGCCAGUCAGAGAAGGGUCCAGUCAUCCACAGGAGGAGACAGUUUACACUACAAAGAAACGCGCUAACGUCCUGUCCUCUGAUGAGGGAACAGACGAGGACACAAUCUGGAACCCAAGUACAAAAAAAGCUAAACUGCACAGUGUGAAGAGAACCCAAAAUACCUCCUCAGGUAAAAAAUCAUCCCCAGCCGACAAAGACUUAAAGGCCGAGAAGAAAAGUCUAAGAACUCGCGGAGGAACCGAGUUGGAGGCGAUAUUAAACGCCUUCCUGGAUUACUGUGGCGAUUACAAGGAUUGUGUAGCAUCUACAGCAGUCAAGCACUCCAUUGCUUGUUUCUCCAACAAUGUAAAGGAACAACUACUUGAAAAGAUUUCUUCAUGUAAAGAGCUACAGGUUCUGAAACGGGACAAUGCUAAGGUGGGCUCAAUCAUCCAUAAAAAGAAGCAGAAACUUUUAGAUGCCAAGAAUGAGCUAAUAAGUGCAGAGAGACAAGUGAGGCUACUGCAGAAAGAGAAAGCCGACCUUGAACUCCGACUAGAAGAUAUGAAACGAAGCCAAUCUUUCCUUCGAGAUCUUCGAAAGCUCAACGGAGUGUACUUGAAGUACCGGAGAGCUCACCCUAAAGAGAAAGAGACCUAUGGAGCAUCGAGUUUAGCAGCUUUACUGCUCGAGACGAAGUGUAUUCAAGGAGCAGAGAGAGGCAUCGAUAACCAACUGGAGAAAAAGCUUAAGGGGAGAUAAUAUGCGGCAACGUAAACCAAUAUAGGAAACUCAACCAAACACUAGUAUUAUUUUUAACCAUAGUGAGUACCAGUAAAGUUUUCUCUUUUUCAACAUAUAAACAUGCAAAAAAUCCUGUAGAAAAUAAGCCACAUGGUGCAGUAUUACGAUCCAGUGUCAAAGUGUGUGUACAAUAUUUGGUUUAUGUUGGGGUGUUGUAAAAUUACAUAUAUAUCUCUCUCUAUAUAUAUAUAUGUAUGUAUGUAUGUAUGUAUGUAUGUAUGUAUGUAUGUAUGUAUGUGUGUGUGUGUGUGUGUGUGUGUGUGUAUACACCCAUUUUUAUAUAAAGUAUAUAUUCAAAGACAAAAACGUCUUUCAAAUAAGCUAGGUGUUAUACAAAUGAAAAUGUCCAUACGUUACAUGGUUUUUUGUUUGUUUUUUAACUUUUGCUGUUUUUUGAAUUUUCAUUAAAAAGUACUUUGAAUACCACUGAUUCCUGUCAAGAAUAAAAAAAUACAGAGUGUGAA
This is a messenger RNA of Nerophis ophidion (straightnose pipefish), 1809 nucleotides long. RefSeq names its product centromere protein U (gene cenpu). Bases 140 to 1303 code for a protein of 387 amino acids. The record is from RefSeq and is a predicted model, not a curated record. The transcript has 14 exons. Gene Ontology annotation, cellular component: nucleus. NCBI's taxonomy places the organism in Eukaryota, Metazoa, Chordata, Actinopteri, Syngnathiformes, Syngnathidae.